AUGGAAACAGUCCCCACAGAUUUUGGCAAACGUGUGUACCAGGGAGUGAGGGUGAAGCACACAGUCAAGGAUCUUCUUGCUGAGAAACGCUCCAGGCAGAGCAGUGGCUCCCACUUCAGCGGCAGCAGCAGCACACCACAGUCAGCCUUUGUCCAAGUGCCAGGCUCCCCUCCCACAGGUUACUACGGAGUCAGGAGACCCUUCCCAGCUGAGCUGGAUUUCCACAGCACCAAGCAGUUUGUCAGUGAUGUCUACUCGUCCCCUCUGGGCUCCAAGCCCUUCUCCUGUGAUUCCUCUGCCUCUCAGGGCUACCCAGCCCUCCUGGACUCGUAUCUCACCGACCAGUGUGGGGAUUACCGUGCUCCCCCCCUCGCUCCUGCUGCCAGCUCCUUCUUCAGCCCUUCUGCUGUGCCCCCUCUGCUGCCAUCCUUCCCCGGGGACACGGGACACUUCCUACUAAGAGAGCCCUGGGAGCAGAGCCCACCCGACAGCCUGGGCCAGUCGGACGCUGCGUGCUCAGACCCUCUGCAAGCGCUGCCUCCCGCCUCCAGCUGCCUCUCCCCGCCUGAACCCGCAGGGGUUUCCCCAUUCCGGGGCUCGGGUUGGACCCCAGCCAUCCCUGGAGCCCAGCCCUACCCUCUGCACCCUCUGGAAGAUGCCCACUGCUCCCCCAGCUCGCCCUACACCUUCCCACCGUUCACAGGGACCGAGCCGCCCUCCAGGAUGAGCCACCUCUGCCCAGAGCAGCCCUCGGAGACCCCACACCUCCAGGAUAACCCUGCCUGGGCAAAAGAGGAUGGCAGUGCCCUCUGGGGGACUUAUGAAGGCCGGAGAACUUAUUGA
Molecule: messenger RNA, 843 nt
Organism: Neopelma chrysocephalum (saffron-crested tyrant-manakin)
Lineage: Eukaryota; Metazoa; Chordata; Aves; Passeriformes; Pipridae
Gene: POU2AF2
Product: chromosome unknown C11orf53 homolog
Exons: 5
Coding region: 1-843 (280 amino acids)
Molecular function (GO): POU domain binding; DNA binding
Source: RefSeq, a predicted model, not a curated record